GGGGGAGGGGGCUCCGGGAGCGCUGGGAACCGCGGGACCCAGACCUGGGCGCCGCCCGCCGCGUGGGACUCUCGGCCCCCGCCGCGAUCUAGACAAAACCGAAAUUCAGAGCUAGGUUGCAGGCGGCAGGCGAGAAGGCUUCGCGUUGAUCCGGGACCCCCGCUGACCCCGGGACGGCCAGCCGGUGGGCGCGAUGAGCCAGGUGCUGGGGAAGCCGCCGCCGGAAGACGAGGAGGACGACGACGACGAGGAUGAGCUGGUGGGGCUAGCGGACUACGGGGACGGGCCCGACACCUCGGACGCCGACCCGGACAGCGGGGCGGAGGAGGGAGUUCUGGACUUCAGCGAUCCCUUCAGCACAGAGGUGAAGCCGAGAAUCCUGCUCAUGGGCCUUAGAAGAAGUGGCAAGUCAUCUAUUCAGAAAGUUGUCUUUCAUAAAAUGUCUCCCAAUGAAACUCUUUUCUUGGAGAGCACUAACAAGAUAUGCCGAGAAGAUGUUUCCAACAGCUCCUUUGUGAAUUUUCAGAUUUGGGACUUCCCAGGGCAGAUUGACUUUUUUGACCCUACUUUUGACUACGAGAUGAUCUUCAGGGGAACAGGAGCGCUGAUAUUUGUCAUCGACUCCCAGGAUGACUACAUGGAAGCGUUGGCCAGGCUCCACCUCACAGUGACCAGGGCCUACAAAGUGAACACAGACAUCAACUUUGAGGUGUUUAUUCAUAAGGUUGAUGGGCUGUCAGAUGAUCACAAAAUUGAAACCCAAAGAGAUAUUCACCAGAGAGCAAAUGAUGACCUUGCAGAUGCUGGAUUAGAAAAAAUUCACCUCAGCUUUUAUCUGACAAGCAUCUAUGAUCAUUCAAUAUUUGAAGCUUUCAGCAAAGUGGUUCAAAAGCUGAUUCCACAACUCCCAACCCUGGAAAAUUUGCUAAACAUCUUUAUCUCAAAUUCUGGAAUUGAAAAGGCAUUUUUAUUUGAUGUGGUCAGUAAAAUUUACAUCGCAACAGAUAGUACCCCAGUGGACAUGCAAACUUAUGAGCUCUGCUGUGAUAUGAUAGACGUCGUUAUCGACAUCUCUUGCAUUUAUGGUCUAAAAGAAGAUGGAGCUGGAACCCCCUAUGACAAGGAAUCAACAGCCAUUAUAAAGCUGAAUAAUACAACAGUUCUUUAUUUAAAAGAAGUGACAAAAUUCCUGGCUCUUGUUUGCUUUGUCAGAGAGGAGAGCUUUGAAAGGAAAGGGCUGAUAGACUAUAAUUUCCAUUGUUUCCGGAAGGCCAUCCAUGAAGUCUUUGAAGUGAGAAUGAAAGUUGUGAAAUCUCGAAAGGUUCAGAGCCGGCUACAGAAGAAAAAAGGAGCCACCCCUAAUGGGACCCCCAGAGUGCUGCUGUAGGUGCAGUUUCAGGAUCGUCUUUUGAAAUCAGACCUUGUAUGA
Molecule: messenger RNA, 1429 nt
Organism: Elephantulus edwardii (Cape elephant shrew)
Lineage: Eukaryota; Metazoa; Chordata; Mammalia; Macroscelidea; Macroscelididae
Gene: RRAGD
Product: Ras-related GTP binding D
Exons: 7
Coding region: 194-1387 (397 amino acids)
Biological process (GO): regulation of autophagy; cellular response to starvation; positive regulation of TOR signaling
Cellular component (GO): lysosome; nucleus; Gtr1-Gtr2 GTPase complex
Molecular function (GO): GTP binding; GTPase activity
Source: RefSeq, a predicted model, not a curated record